Messenger RNA from Mytilus trossulus (common blue mussel), 1121 nucleotides. RefSeq names its product mpv17-like protein. The coding region runs from base 106 to 654 and encodes 182 amino acids. Gene Ontology annotation, cellular component: mitochondrion; cytoplasm; membrane. Gene Ontology annotation, biological process: cellular response to reactive oxygen species. The record is from RefSeq and is a predicted model, not a curated record. The transcript has 4 exons. NCBI's taxonomy places the organism in Eukaryota, Metazoa, Mollusca, Bivalvia, Mytilida, Mytilidae.
UCCCAAGAAAUGGUAUAGAUAAGUGAUUUUGAAUAAAGUUCACAACUUUGAUGCAGAAUAAAAUUUUAUCUGUGCUUUUUGUUGCUGAGAAAUCAAAGCACCAGUAUGCCAUUACAUCGGACAAUGAUGGUUUAUGCAACUUUAUGGACUGCAGCAGACAUUGUGGAACAAAAGUACAUAUCAAAGAAAGAACAACAUAAUGUACAAAAAACUGUCAGGAUUGCCACUGUUGGAACCUUUGUGAUAGCACCAUUAGUAUUUAACUGGAUUAAAUUUGCAGAGAGAUUGUUUCCUGGAAAAAGUGUCAGAACAGUAUUGACAAAAGUUCUUAUUGAGCAGGUUACAUUUGCACCUGUAUCAAUAACAAGCUUCUAUGCAGCUACAAGCAUAUUAGAACGUAAAAAUUUCAUAGAAGAACUAAAGGCCAAAUUUCCAGUUACAUGGAAGACUGGAAUAACAUUCUGGCCUUUUCUUCAAGUGAUCAACUUUGGACUUGUACCAUUGAAUUACCGUCCUUUUGUGGUGGCUGGAGGGUCAUUUGUAUGGUCAAUAUUUCUAUGUUUUAUGAAGGAAGAUAAAAAGAAUGGAGGAGCAAUAGAAUUAGAGAUAGUUCCACCAAUAACUCAAAAGAAGGAAACCAAAAAUACAAGUUAAUGAAUGUUAAGCUUAGGCACCUAUCAAAUCUGUGAUUAAUUUUAAUUAUUGUGAAUAUUCAGGAUUUUAUAAAUUAGUUAGGAUUUUCAAAUCUUAUACCACUGUGGAUUCAUUUGUAUUUGCUGGUAUCAAUUUUCAUGUUUUGGGGAAGAUAGCUAUGUUGAUGGUAAAAUGUACUUUAGUUUGGUGACUUUUAUGGUUUACCUUUAUUAAUCUAUUUGUAACUUAAUGUUUUGUUAAGAAUUCAAAUUUGUUAUUUCUUGUUAAGAAAAAUCAAAGAAAAAUGGUAUCCAACAAAUACAAAUGAAUCUAUGGCUGAUUUUAUUUAUUAUUUAAUAUUUAUUAUUAGCUGGUUACUUUGUUUAAUUAACUUACAUCUUUCAACUCCUGUUAGCGCCAUGUGUCGCAUAGGAUGCAAAGUGUUUAAUUAAAGUUAAUCUAUUGCAAAAAAAAAUUUUUUUUAUACU